This is a messenger RNA of Phoenix dactylifera (date palm), 949 nucleotides long. Its product is annotated as dehydration-responsive element-binding protein 2C-like. Gene Ontology annotation, cellular component: nucleus. Gene Ontology annotation, molecular function: DNA-binding transcription factor activity; transcription cis-regulatory region binding. The record is from RefSeq and is a predicted model, not a curated record. NCBI's taxonomy places the organism in Eukaryota, Viridiplantae, Streptophyta, Magnoliopsida, Arecales, Arecaceae. Gene Ontology annotation, biological process: positive regulation of DNA-templated transcription; response to stress.
CAGGAUAAGGACCCCCCCGGCUCCUUUAGUAUCCCCCCGUGCCACCCUCCCUUCACUCCAACCCCCCACUGUGGAUCAUCGUAUGGUUUGUGCUGCUCCCAUGGGACCUGAAGAGAAGAAGCACAAGAAGUGCUGCCCUCUCAGGAGGUCGAGGAAAGGCUGCAUGAAAGGCAAGGGUGGGCCUGAGAACCAGGCCUGCGCCUUCAGAGGCGUGAGGCAGAGAACCUGGGGGAAGUGGGUCGCCGAGAUCCGCGAGCCAAACCGUGGCGCCCGCCUCUGGCUCGGGACCUUCAACACCUCCCUCGAGGCCGCCCAGGCCUACGACGCCGCCGCCCGCAGCCUCUACGGCGAGUGCGCGCGGCUCAAUCUCCCCGAUUCGUCCUCUGUCAGAUCGGCAUCGACCACGCCGGUGUCGAUCAAGUCGGACUCUCCGAGCCAGUCGCCCGCUACCAGUACCAGCGAGUCGAGGGUGAGCUUCCCUGAUAGCACCAUGGAGUCGCCCACCUAUUUCUACAACGGCGGCGGUGGCGGCCUUAAUGAUUUAGAUGAUUAUGUCACGAGGUUGCCAAAGGCUGAGGAUUUUGGGCUGGAGGCUUUCCAGGAUGUGCCGCUCUUCGAUGAUGUCGGAUAUUCGAAUCCAGGCUUUGACGGGGAGCUGAUGAAUUUUGAUGCUUUGCAACUGUCUUGGUGUCCUUGAGCAGCUUGAUCUAUGGUAGAUGGUGUGUUUGUGUGUAUGCGUGCCUGUCUGUGAAUCUUUGUGGAUCGUUAGGGAUUUCUAUAGCAUAUAUAUAUAUAAGCCUGUGGGAUGAUGUAAAUUAGCAUGUCGUAAAGUGUCGUAAACAGUCAUCAGUCACCAGCAUCCCUUUUAUUUGGCGAUGCCCCUCUGGUGAUAGUUCCUUCUAUAGAUAUAGACGACUACACUUUUCUAUAAUAUGGUCUUUCAUGAGCA